UAUUUAACGUAACUUGCAGUGACAGAGCAGGUUCCAGGUGGACACUGCUUCCUCUCCUGGACCUUUCAAAGCCUCGGCACAGCAUAACCCGUGGGAGCAUAGCCAUGGUGCUCUGGGGACUGCUAGGGGCCCUGCUCAUGGUCAUGGUUGGGUGGCUGUGCUUACCAGGGCUGCUUCGGCAACGCAGACCCCAGGAGCCUCCCCUGGACAAGGGCAGCAUACCCUGGCUGGGCCAUGCCAUGGCUUUCCGGAAGAACAUGCUGGAAUUCCUGAGGCACAUGCAGUUCAAGCAUGGGGAUGUGUUCACAGUGCAGCUCGGCGGCCAGUACUUCACCUUUGUCAUGGACCCCCUCUCCUUCGGCCCCAUCCUCAAGGAUGGGCAGAGAAAACUCGACUUUGUGGAGUACGCAAAGGGCCUGGUGCUGAAGGUGUUUGGAUACCAGUCGAUAGAAGGGGACCACCGGAUGAUACACUUGGCCAGCACCAAGCACCUGAUGGGACAUGGCUUGGAGGAUCUCAAUAAAGCCAUGCUGGACAGCCUGUCACUGGUGAUGCUGGGGCCCGAAGGCAGGAGCCCGGAUGCCAGCCACUGGCACGAGGAUGGCCUCUUUCACUUCUGCUACGGUGUCAUGUUCAAGGCUGGCUACCUGAGUUUGUUCGGUCACACCAGCGACAAGAGGCAGGACUUGCUCCAGGCAGAGGAGAUAUUCGUCAAGUUCCGCAGGUUCGACCUACUUUUCCCCAGGUUUGUCUACUCCUUGCUGGGGCCCCGGGAGUGGCGAGAAGUGGGCCGGCUCCAGCAGCUCUUCCACGAGCUGCUGUCUGUGAAACACAACCCAGAGAAGGAUGGCAUGAGCAAUUGGAUAGGCCACAUGCUUCAGUAUCUCAGUGAGCAAGGGGUAGCCCCAGCUAUGCAGGACAAGUUCAACUUCAUGAUGCUCUGGGCCUCCCAGGGGAACACAGGACCGGCCUCCUUCUGGGCUCUCAUAUACCUCCUGAAGCAUCCGGAAGCCAUGCGGGCCGUGAAGGAGGAGGCCACCCGGGUGCUGGGUGAGGCUAGGCUGGAAGCCAAGCAGUCCUUCACCAUCCAGCUCAGUGCUUUGCAACACAUCCCAGUGCUGGACAGCGUGAUGGAAGAGACGCUGCGGCUGGGGGCUGCCCCCACGCUCUACAGGUUGGUACAGAAAGAUAUUCUCCUGAAGAUGGCCAGUGGGCAGGAGUGUCUGCUCCGCCAGGGGGACAUCGUGACCCUCUUCCCCUACCUCUCAGUGCACAUGGACCCUGACAUCCACCCCGAGCCCACCACCUUCAAGUAUGAUCGAUUCCUCAACCCCAAUGGCAGCCGAAAAGUGGACUUCUACAAGGCAGGCCAGAAGAUCCAUCACUACACCAUGCCCUGGGGCUCGGGCGUCUCCAUCUGCCCCGGGAGGUUCUUCGCGCUCAGCGAGAUGAAGCUCUUUGUCCUGCUCAUGGUACAGUACUUUGACCUGGAACUGGUGGAUCCUAACACACCUGUGCCACCUAUUGACCCUCGGCGCUGGGGCUUUGGCACCAUGCAGCCCACCCACGAUGUGCGAAUCCGCUACCGCCUGAAGCCUCUGGAGUGAGCUUGGCCAAGCCAGCCAUGAGCCUGGCCAGAGGAGCUCCAGGUCCCCACGGACCACUUUCCCCCUCCCUCGGGAUCUGUGGCAACCCCUCGCGCUUCUGUCUUGCUUGUCGGGGCCCCCAGCCAUCCCCUGGGUGGUCAUUCUCUCUUUAAAACACCAUCUCUCCCUGUGGGUUCUGCAGAACCCUCUCUCCCACAAGAGGAGAAGCCCAGGGAAGUGGUCAUACUGGUGGGAACCCAGCCUGGGCGAUGACGGCUGCUUCCAGGGGCUGCAAGUGCACACACCAGUACCAGUGACUUGGCAUCAGGUAGAUGCUGGGGUCCACCCUCCCACACCAUUUUAUUUUUGCCCCCAGCCUUUAUUCCUCACCCUCCGGAACUCACAUUCUAGCACAGCGUCAGCCCAUAGGAAUCCGAAGGGAGCCCUGGGUUGUACUUUUUCCAUUUUCUAGUAAAUGCAUUUAAAAAAAAAAA
Messenger RNA from Lepus europaeus (European hare), 2080 nucleotides. Its product is annotated as 7-alpha-hydroxycholest-4-en-3-one 12-alpha-hydroxylase. Bases 105 to 1607 code for a protein of 500 amino acids. Lineage: Eukaryota; Metazoa; Chordata; Mammalia; Lagomorpha; Leporidae. The transcript has a single exon. Gene Ontology annotation, molecular function: sterol 12-alpha-hydroxylase activity; heme binding; iron ion binding. The record is from RefSeq and is a predicted model, not a curated record.